Molecule: messenger RNA, 4467 nt
Organism: Candida dubliniensis CD36
Lineage: Eukaryota; Fungi; Ascomycota; Pichiomycetes; Serinales; Debaryomycetaceae
Exons: 1
Coding region: 1-4467 (1488 amino acids)
Biological process (GO): chromatin organization
Cellular component (GO): nucleus; HIR complex
Molecular function (GO): nucleosome binding
Source: RefSeq, a predicted model, not a curated record
AUGCUAAGGAAUAGCACAGAAUGCCGGUCUGCAGAAAAAGUAAAAGAAUUGUUUUACCCCUUGUUGGAUGAUUUUUGUAUUUCCCUUUUGUAUAACGAACCCGACGAAAAGUUGUUGGAAACUUUACACGAGAUAUUCUGUUAUAUUGGGUCCGAAAAGCUAUCACGAUUUGUCUUGGAGUAUUCUUUAACUUCUCGAAAAGAAAGUGAUGAUUUAUCGGGGCUUCUUCCUAUUGACAAGAUGGUACUCUCAAAGUAUAAGACAAUGUUACAAUACUUGCAAUCUGGUAGAUUUCCUAAAUAUGACUUGGAACAUUUACUGUUUUUAGACCCAAUCAAAUUAGAUAUACUGUCUCAACAGGAAAAACUAGCAAGCAAAACAGUGGCCGUUAUUAAAAGUGCAUCCACUAAAUGGGUUGAUCUUCUCGAUGCCGUCAACAUACAUUUGAAAGAGAAUCAAGACGAAAGCAAGAUUGAAGAUGCGAAUCGGCCCCGUAUAAAAAUUUUUGAACCAUAUGUGUUGACGGAGGAGCCAUUAGAUAUUGUGAAAGUGGAAUUUGCAAAAAGGGGAGUAGUCGUUCCCAGCACUGAAGCUGAAGUGAGCAAAACACAGCCAGCACAAAUUGUUCAGGAAAAGAAACCAGAAGAAGAAAACAGAGUACAAAGAUCAUCCAAAAGAUUAUCAAAAAUUGAAGAUGAAAUACCGGCUGUUAAAUUAGAACGUUCACAUUUUCUAAAUAUGGAUCACUUUAGAAACCAAAUGAAUGAAACCAUUCCCAAUUUUGGGAUCUUUGAUGUUUGUCUGGCGUACGUUGAAAGUGAUUCAAGUAAACAGUAUAUAAAGGAUUUUAAGAAUAUAGUUUUUGAUUGGAAUGACUCUUACACCAAGGUGAUUUUGAGUUACAAUACUGCAAAAUCAGAAGACGACAAUUUGAAAUUAUUAGAUUUACUAAGUGGAUAUGGGAAAAAUGAAGAAUCAAAAGAGAAAAAUAUCCCUCAACUUGAAGAAAUAGACAUAGAAUUUCCAGAAUUAAACUAUGUUGAUUUUAAAAGCUAUAUCAUCAAACAUUUGUUAUCUAAAAUCCUUACAACAAAAUGGAGUGAUAAAUUAUAUGAAAAAUUUGCAGAAUGGAUAGUACAAUUUGAGGGAUAUAUGAUUGAUGCCAUAGAUGUGGAACUGGCAAUUGGGAUCUUGGAAGUGUUGGUGGAUAUAUCAAUAAGUUUAGAGUUGCAGAUAAAAGACUCUAUCAAUAACAAAUUCAAUAAGGCGGUUGUUAACUCAUUGUGUCAAGAUUUGCUAAGAAUCAAGGAUAAGAUUAUACGAUGGACAAAUCAUAUCGAGACAUUUACCAUCAAUGAUUUGCAGAUAGUUUCAAGAUUCAAAUGGUGUCAGAUUAUCAAGGAAAAAGCAGAAACAAAGUCGUGGACUGAAAACCAUCCGGUAAAACAGAAAUUACAAAAGCUUUUGGAAAGUGCGGAUUUCAAAAUCAAUUACCCAAAUUAUAAGAAUUUCAUUGAUUUUAGCAAAGAUAGCAUUAACAGUCAAUUGACAAUUAUAUCAGUGCUUGCCAUUUUUUGGAGAAUUUUGAGCACCUCAUCUACAGAAGAUAAUAAAGAGGCAAUUCGGUUGUUGGAAGACAUUCUCCUAGAUCGGAAUAAAGAACCAGGUGAUGCUAUAUUAUCAAUAAGAAACUUCUUAAAGCAAGGCUCAAUUGAUAUGAAAUUAAGUUUAUGGAAUAUUCUUUUACUGUUUUAUCAACUGAGUAAUUCGGGUGAUAAGCUAGCUGCGGGUUUUGAAGAAUGUGUUUUGUUUUUGAAUAAUUAUUUGGUUAGUGAAUAUAAUUCAUUGGACGAAGAGAGCAGACUCCUUACUUUGCUGAGAAUUUUGGGAUUUUACGGAAGUAGUAUUCUGUUUGUUGUUAAUCUGCUUGCAACCACUAAAUGGGUAUUGAUGCAGCCAAUAAAAGUUCAGACUUUAAAGUUAUUUUUUGAACUAAGUUUGUUGUUUGAAAUAAAUGAAGAAGCUAGCUACAUUUCAUCGCUAGCAACAUCUAUCAAGUCAAAGUCUACCAAAUCAUAUCACCAUUUAACUAAUAUACUAAUUAAAACAAUUAUAUUGAUCCUAGCGUCAAUACAGAAAUGUAACCCGGAAAUUGUACAUUCCGUAAUAAGGUUGUUUCAUACUCAACUUGGCUUGAUUGGAUUAUGUGAUAAUGCUGGAGGGUUAUUUUUAGAAAUAGCACAAGAGUACUUGAAGAGUUUGCCAAAUAGUGAUUACGAUAUUUGCCAAAUAAUCAAAUGUAAGUACCACUAUUCAAUCAGCAUUGAUGGGGUUAUGCCAAUAGAUCAUGAUACCGCUAGACUUGAAGAACUAAAUAUAAAUGACUGCAAGGAGUUAGCUCUGUUUGUUCUACCGUUAUGUUUUCUGAAAGGGAGCACUUUAAACAAUGUUCCUAAACACGAUAUCAAGAUGUUGAUUGAUGAAAUGUACGAUGUGAUUGGCGAUCCUGAUUUCGAAGUGAACGAGUCUCUAGCACGUAACAAAGCUACGUUGCACUAUUUUCUUGAGAAUACACGAUUGACUAAAAGGUUAUUUCAAGAGGCGUUCCAUGGAUUAGCAAGGUUGGAAUUGGGGUGUAUUGGUGAGGAUAAACAAUUUAACGGGUUGUAUUAUAUUCAAGGGUUGUUGUUGUUUUCGUCAUAUAAGCUAAGAAAGAAAACUAUGCAAAGCAGGGCAGUUGAGUUGGAAAGUGCUAUUUCAUUAUUUGAAAAUGAUAUUAUAUGUGGAAGCAACAGGUUUGAAAGCUGGUUUCUUUUGGGUCAAUCUUAUGGGUACCUUGUAGAAGAUGACUUGAUUUGGACAGCAGAUAAAUUGACAGCCUCGGAUCGGAAAAUAACUACAGCUAAUUUGCAGCGGAAGUCAUUGCUAUGCUAUUUGAUGGCAAUAAACAAAUCACUAGAUGAAUCGAUUAAAGACGUGGUUAAACCAGUAGUGGGCAAUUUAAUGUCUUUGUUUGCCAAGGAAAUGUUUAGCGCAGUUUGUGAACCGAUGAAUAUGCAUGCGUUUAAGGUACAAUCACACCCGAGAUUUGUUAAUCGUGUUAAUGGUGCUUCAUUUGAGCCAAUCUCCGAGUUCCCUGUUGUUGACAAAACAGUUUGCUUGAAAAUAAUACAACAAUCGUUCCAGCUAGCAAUCAAGUCCAGUUGUCGUGAGUGGUCUGAUUAUUAUUAUUUGGCAAAAGUUCAAAGAAAGUUGAAUAAACCUGCGGCUUUGGUUAUGGAAACGAUGGCUGCAGCAUGCCGGAGUGCGUUUAAAAAUAAACAUGCUGCAAAUAUCAUUGAGCCUCAUUAUAAUUUGGUUUCAUUUGCGUUAAAGUAUGUGAGAAUCAACAAGCUCGAUUCGAAAGAUGCGCUAAAAUAUUUGAUUGACGAUCCUUUGAUUAAACUUGAAGUAGGGGAUGAAACCGAUUUUAUAAAAUUGAUUAUAAAAGCGCUUAACAAGAUUGAUCUGUCAGAUAAGAAAAAUUGGCAGCACAAGGCAAAAUACAGACUAGCUCGUUUGAUGAAAGAAGAGUAUCAUGAUGUGAGAGGAGCUAUAAAUCAAAUGUCAAGUUUCAUAUCAUUAAAAACUCCAAAUAAGGCGCUAGUACUGAUUUGGAAACCAGAACCAGAAAGACCAGGGAAACAUUUCUUGUACACGUUCCAGUACAUUUAUUUUUACAUUGAGUUGCUUAAAGAGAUUGAUGACCUUGAUAGUUUAGUUGCGAUGUUGCCUAAAUUGCGUCGUUCAAAUUCAGUGAUGAUAAAUUUGUCAAUUGCUUGGGAAAUAUUAUGCUCCUCGGUGUGCAAAAUAAUCAGGGAGUCAUAUGGGAUUGGCGACAAUUUCGAAUUUACUGAGACCUUGAUCAACACUUUGCCAUAUCAGACAUUUGCUGCCAAUGUCAAAUUGUUGCCGGAUUUAAUGCGUCGUGAGGGUGUACCAGAUAAUUUGAAGGCGGUUUUGUGUUUUUUGUUGACAGUUAAUGAUAUCAAAAAGUUGAAUAAUGGGUACGGUCCUACUUCUUUUAUUGACGACACGCUUGUGACUCUAUAUUUUAUGAUUUAUCUAAACUAUUUUGAAAAAUCUUCUAAUGAAGUCACAACUGACUCACCUGGGUUGAAAAAGAAGAUUGCCAAGCGUGAUAUUUUCCCAUUAACCAACGAAAUUUUGAAGGCUUUUAAGAAGGACAUUGAAGAAGUUACCAAGCAGACAUCUUUCAAUGAGUUGAUAAGUGCUCAAAAGUUGGAGCUAGGUGUUAAUGAAAAUAAAUUGCUGGGAGUAAAAGAGGAAGAAACGGAAAGCAAGUCGGCACCAGCUAGGGCUAAUGAGAUAAUUGUAAUUGAUGAUGAUGAUGACGACGGCGACGACGACGACAAUAUGUCACUCGAGCCUGUUACAAAAAAGAAUAAAACUGAAUCAAGUAGUUAA